Messenger RNA from Staurois parvus, 409 nucleotides. The record is from the annotation of a GenBank genome assembly. NCBI's taxonomy places the organism in Eukaryota, Metazoa, Chordata, Amphibia, Anura, Ranidae.
AUGCAGACUGCUUCUACAAACAUUUGUGAAAGACUGUGCAAUAAGUCCAUAUGUGAAAUUUCCUUGCUACUAAAUAUUCCACGGUCAACUGUUAGUGGUAUUAUAACAAAGUGGAAGCAACUGGGAACAACAGCAACUCAGCCACCAAGUGAUAGGCCACAUAAAAUGACAGAGCGGGGUCAGCGCAUGCUGAAGCACACAGUGCGCAGAAGUAGCCAACUGUCUGCAGAUUUAAUAGCUAAAGACCUCCAAACUCUGUGUGGCCUUCAGAUGAGCAAAACAACAGUGCGUAGAGAGCUUCAUGGAAUGGGUUUCCAUGGCUGAGCAGCUGCAUCCAAGCCUUACAACACCAAGUGCAAUGCAAAGCAUCGGAUGCAGUGGUGUAAAGCACGCCACCACUGGACUCUAG